GGAAAUGGAGCUGGGGAAACAAAAACCUGCUUAACAACAAAAUAAGUCUGAAGAAAUGAGUCAAACAUCUCUGAAACCAAAAAAGAAGAAUGAAACUGGAUCAAGAUACUCAAAAGACAGUGUAGACUCAGACAAACGAAGGGAUUCCGAGAAAUCAGGAGUUCGACUGAACACUCAGGGAUCACAGGACUUAUCAUUGCCGAAGACAGACUCUCGAGGUUACCUCUUGCGAAAUCAGUGGUCAGGAACUUCACGAACCCCAUCAACAAGAGCUCCAUCAGUAGACGAGCACAGAAGCAAGACAGCCAGUCUUAAGGUCCCCAGCAGCUCUACCACCUCCAGGACCUCAUCUACCUCCCCUAGCCAGCAAGAGUCACCAAAACUAUCUGCCCAACCUUCACCAGCCACAGCACCUUUGCAGCAUACACCAAGCAAGCCUGUAGAUUCUUGUCCUCCCACACCCCCGGAAUCACAAACACAGCCCAUCUCCUCCCGGCGCAGCAGCAAGAUGCAUGAGAGUCCGGACACAUGGACUCCCGGUGGUACCCGAGAUGGUGCCCGAGAUAUGCGAGACGGCCGGGAUUCAGUGCAGCAUCGUGACUAUUCCCGCACUCCCCCCGCUGAGUGGAAGUCCUACAAUCAGCCACCGCCCUAUAACCAGCCCCCACGCAGGUCCAUGUACGGCCCUCAAGUGGAUCGAGACUGCUUGUCCGAAUUGGCUAGGCAGCCACCGCAGCAGCGGGAUGAAGAGGAUGAAGAUGAAGAAGCCUACUGGGCCUCUGUGAGGACUCUGUAUGAGAAGACCCCGAGCAGCUCACGACCUCGGCCGCCCAAACCCAAGCAUGCCAUCACCAUCGCAAUAUCAUCCCAGACACUUUUCAACAUGAUGGAUGGUAGGAAAGUCUAUGAAGAAGAAGGUCUGGAAAAGUACAUGGAAUAUCAGCUCAUGAAUGAGAACGUCAUUCUAACCCCUGGUCCAGCCUUCCGCUUUGUCAAGGCCCUGCAGCACGUCAAUUGCAGACUCCGUGAACUGUAUCCUGAUGAGCAGGAAUUAUUCGAUAUUGUACUGAUGACUAAUAACCAUGCCCAAGUGGGAGUGCGCCUUAUAAACAGCGUCAAUCACUAUGGACUACUAAUUGACCGCUUCUGUUUGACUGGGGGCAAAAGCCCCAUUGGCUAUCUGAAAGCAUAUCUCACCAAUUUCUACCUUUCUUCUGAUUGUGAAAAAGUGCAGGAAGCAGUACAAGAAGGGAUAGCAGCUGCAACAAUGUAUGAGGGACCGAAGGACAUGACUUACUGUGACACACAGCUCCGUGUGGCCUUUGAUGGGGACGCCAUUCUCUUUGCUGAAGAAGGAGAGCAUAUUGCUAAGGAACAUGGGCUGGAUAAGUUUUAUCAUGACAGUCUAUGUGAGAACAAGCCUCCUGCUCAGAUUCCAAUGAAAGGCUUUCUAGAAGAAUUGGGAAGAAUGCAAAAGAAAUUUUAUGCCAAAGAUGAGCGUUUACUCUGCCCAAUCAGGACCUACCUCGUUACAGCCAGGAGUGCUGCCAGCUCAGGUGCACGUGUGCUAAAAACCCUUCGCCGCUGGGGUCUAGAAAUAGAUGAAGCACUUUUCCUAGCAGGAUCCUCCAAAGGUCCCAUUUUGGCGAAGAUACGGCCUCACCUUUUCUUCGAUGACCACAUGUUCCGCAUUGAAGGACCCCAAAAAUUUAACCCCAACGCACCUCAUCAAUCUUACGGCAGUCAAAAAAUGAACAAUUAG
Messenger RNA from Suncus etruscus (white-toothed pygmy shrew), 1762 nucleotides. It is a transcript of the gene NT5C1B, whose product is annotated as 5'-nucleotidase, cytosolic IB. Lineage: Eukaryota; Metazoa; Chordata; Mammalia; Eulipotyphla; Soricidae. Gene Ontology annotation, molecular function: 5'-nucleotidase activity; nucleotide binding; magnesium ion binding. The transcript has 9 exons. Gene Ontology annotation, biological process: nucleotide metabolic process; adenosine metabolic process. Gene Ontology annotation, cellular component: cytosol; cytoplasm. The record is from RefSeq and is a predicted model, not a curated record. Bases 56 to 1762 code for a protein of 568 amino acids.